AUGGAUCAGUGGUUAAAGAAAUCUUCUACUAAAAAAUUGGUUUUUAACUAUGCUGAAAAUGAAGAAGAGGGAUAUAGUACUGAAAAUGAAAAGAAAAAGCAAAAGAUAAAGAUGAAGUCUGUUAAAGGAGUAAAAAAAACAUUUAAAAAAAAGUUCAUGCAUGAUUGGCUUAAGCUACCAGAGUUUAAAGAAUGGUUGUUGAAGGGAAACAGCGAUGAUAAUGCAAUUUGUAAGGUAUGUAAUGUAGUAAUGAAGGCGGGAAAAUCUGAAUUAAAAAAACAUAGUGCUGGAAAAAUACACACAAAAAAUAUGUCUAACAUAAGUCAACCCAGUAUUUCAACAUUUGUUUCCGAAAAUACAAAGUUAAAAAAUACAGAAGCUGCAAUUUGUUCUUAUAUUGUCGAAAACAAUCUUCCUAUUUCUUCUGUUGAACCGUUGAUUGAAUUGAUUAAAUCCUUACCGGAAAAAUCAAUCAUAUCUGAAAUCUCUCUGGGCAAACAAAAGGCUACUAUUGUAAUUAGGAACGGUUUGCGACCAUUUUUUAAUCAAGAACUUGUCAGUGAACUAAAGCAGCAUUUGUAUUCUAUUUAUAUUGACGAAACAACUGAUGUUAGCGUUAAAAAGCAAUUAGCAAUACUGGUCAGCUACUGCCACAAUUUUGAAACGAAAGUAGAUGUGAUUGACGUAGUUGAUUGCCCAGACGGGACGGCUAUCGCUUUGUACACACAAUUAUUAAACAUACUAAAAGAAAACAAUAUACCUCUUCAAAACUGGAUAGGUUUUUGCGCUGACACGACUUCAGUUAUGAUGGGGCCACAUAACUCUGUAUCUCAACUUAUCAAAGCACAUUAUCCGCAACUCAGUAACUCGCUAGAAGAUUUGUGCCGCAACGUUUACAAUCACUUUGGGAGGAGCCCUAAAAAUACUGCUGCUUUCAAAGAGUUUCAAGCCUUCUAUGAAGUCAAACCUCAUAAAAUGUUGAGGGCUUGCCAAACCAGGUGGUUGUCCCUUCAAGCAUGCGUGGGAAGAAUUUUAGAACAGUGGGAUUCACUUACACAUUACUGGAGAUUAUUAAACUUCGAAGAUCCAACACAUGCGAACUGCCACACUCUACAAACUUUGGAAAACCCUUUGAUUAAAUGCCAAAUGCAUUUUGUAAACUACAGUCUUGGACUAUUUAAUGAUUUUAAUUGCAUGUUUCAAGCUGACUAUCCCCAAUUCUCAGAACUUAAGACGCAAAUUGAGGAAUUAAUCAAGACUUUGGCGUUAAAUUUUAUGAAUAGAAAUUACGUGAAACGAACCCCUGCUAGCCAAAUAAAUCCUCAUCAAACAGAAGAACACCUUGAUUUAAAACAUGUUUAUUUGGGUGUGGAUGCAACUAAUUUAUUAUCUGAGGUGGAAAAUAAGAAAUCGGCUGAAGUUCAAAAAAUUUUAGAGUCAGCAAAAAUGUUUUACAUUGAGUCAAUCGCACAGAUUAACAAACGAUUUGUGUUUGAAGAUGUACAUAAUGAUUCAUCUUUUUUGAAUCCUAAAAAUGCUAAUGAUUUAACGCCUGCAUCACUAUACGCAAUUGCUAAAAAAUACAUACCUUCCCACAUUAAUGUAGACUUCACAGAACUGGAUAAGGAAUGGAGAAAUCAAAGUCUCCUUUCAGAUAUGGAUGCUAAUGAUUCCACCGAUACUGUACUUUACUGGAAAAAUAUAUUCGAAAAAAAGAAUUUUGAGGGUGGACGCAAAUUCGUACACCUCCCAAUAUUGGUUAACUAUUUCAUGUCACUACCUUUUUCAAAUGCAGCAGUAGAACGGCUGUUUAGUGCUGUUAAGAAUAUUAAAACUGAUAAACGAAACAGACUUGAAAAUGAAACUUUGAGCUCGAUUCUUUGCGUAAAAUAUGGUUUACGACGAACAGGAAAAACCUCGGUACAAUUAAUGAAAAACCAAUUUGAAGUACCUCAUUUGAAAUUUGUGCAAGCUAGUGCCACAGCCAGUCAAGCAAAAAAGAUACGAUGA
Psylliodes chrysocephalus is the source of this 2010-nucleotide messenger RNA. NCBI's taxonomy places the organism in Eukaryota, Metazoa, Arthropoda, Insecta, Coleoptera, Chrysomelidae. The record is from the annotation of a GenBank genome assembly.